Messenger RNA from Galleria mellonella (greater wax moth), 8024 nucleotides. RefSeq names its product A disintegrin and metalloproteinase with thrombospondin motifs 12 (gene AdamTS-B). Lineage: Eukaryota; Metazoa; Arthropoda; Insecta; Lepidoptera; Pyralidae. Gene Ontology annotation, biological process: extracellular matrix organization; proteolysis. The transcript has 20 exons. The record is from RefSeq and is a predicted model, not a curated record. Bases 568 to 3966 code for a protein of 1132 amino acids. Gene Ontology annotation, cellular component: extracellular matrix. Gene Ontology annotation, molecular function: metalloendopeptidase activity.
ACGCGCAUGGUGACGCGCGCGUUCCGUCCUGCGUUCCAUAGAUCUGUGGCUAUAUGUUGCGUCGCCGAAUCCGAAACUGACGAAUUUUUUUGACAUAAAAAAUACACAAAAAAUAUUUUCUUAACUAAAGACACUUUAAAAAUAUAAUAAUAAUUAAUAAACAGUAAAUUCAAAUAUAAUAAAACACGUGUUUAUAUAUAGUUGCCGCGAACCGAAGACAGUGUCGGCUGAUCCAAGUUUUUAACUACUUGUGAAUAAAUAAUUAGCGACCGGCCGGCUUCACGAGAAAUUUCACUUUUUACCAGCAAAUCUAUCUCGCACUUCUAAACUGCUUCAUCUGCAUGAAGGAAAAAUGGAAUUAUAAGCAAAAUUAUGAUGUCAGUUCAACAACACAGAAGACGAAUAAUAUACUCAUCUAAUUACAAACAUAAAAUGUAAUCGCUAUUAGAUAGAUAUUUAGACAAGUGGAGUGGAGUUUCAAAAGGCAGGAGUAACGACACAUAUAGCCAGAUAUCCGUGUAGCGUAGAUUCUUGGUGUAUUCUAGUGGUUAUAGUGUACAUAGAACGAUGGAUUUGUGGUGUUUUGCAUUUAAACUAUUACUCUUCCAAUCAUCGAUGGCGUGGUGUAGUGCGAAGCACAUAGUAAUAGAUAAUAUGCUACGAGUAGAGUAUCCCGGGAGCGACGUAGAGAAAGAGGUCCAGGAUAGCAUAAGAAACCUAAUACAUACUGGUAUCUACUCGCAUCGGCACCUGGACACAUCGCAAGUGCAAGUGGUGACCCCAGUGAAAGUGACGCGCGACGGUGAGCUGGUGUCGCACGCGCUGGAACACGCGCACGACCACGGGCACGCGCGGGCGCGCCGCGACCUGUUCCAAAGGGAGCACCGGUUACAGCACAUGCUACACUAUAACCUCACGGUAGAUGGACGAGACCUCAGGCUCGAUCUACGGCCGUCAGUAACGUUCAUAACGCCGACAAUAGUCGUAGAGCGGCACCAUGCGGAAGGCCGUACACGAGAAGUCCCGAAAGCUGCAGCAACCGCCUGCCACUAUACUGGAUCUAUACGGGGACAACCCGACUCCAGUGUGGCACUAUCCGCCUGUGAUGGAAUUGCAGGACUUUUACGAACUGAACACGGAGAAUAUUGGAUUGAGCCUUCAAACACAACUUCCACAGAUGGUUCUCCAGGUAGACCACACGUAAUAUUUAAAAGAUCUGCUGUAGAUAAAGUCAAAGCUUAUCAUAGAACGAAAAGAGAAGCCUACAGUCAGUCAGAUUCCAAUGUUUCGAAUAAUAAAAAUAGCUAUGAACGUUCAAGAAAAAAGAGUGAAGUCAAACAAGCCUUGGAACAGCGAAGAAGAAGUUAUAUGAAUGGAAUAGAAGAAAGACGAAAACGACUUGAAGCUUUAAGACGAAAUCCUACUGAAUAUAGAAGACAGCAGUCUAGGUUACGAAUGGAACAAAGAAGGAUAAAAACCAAUUCUAAAAGUUAUUCUUCAGAAUCAAGUAGGUCUUUUGAACGACCUUUAUCUGUAAUAAGAAAUAAAAGUCGAAAUAAAUCAACAAACGAACCAAGAUUACGACGUAAGAAUAGACGAAGAAGAAAUAGGCGAUCAAAGAACUGCGCAACGAAACAACCACCUUAUCAAUGGAAAACUAAAAAUUUGCAAAGGCAUGAAAUCGAAGAACAUAAAUCAAAUUCACUCAAGGACCUCAACCGAUAUCAGCAGCGUACACAUUCACGUCGACGUUAUUGGGAAGAAACGAGGCGUACUACACGGUCCGUCAGUAAACCUAGACAUGUUGAGGUGCUGCUUGUCGCCGAUAAGUCCAUGACAGAUUUUCACGAGAAAAAUAAACUAGAGGAGUAUCUACUUACUAUAAUGAACAUGGUGUCAUCACUUUAUAUGGAUCCAACUAUUGGAAACUACAUUAAAGUUGUUGUUGUGAAAAUAAUUCUUAUUGAAGAGGAAGAAACAAAGCCGAAACUAUCGGUGUCGUCGAAUGCAGAUAUAACCUUAGCAUCGUUUUGUUACUGGCAACAACUGCAGAAUCCCUAUAGUGACAGCGACCCACACCAUCACGACGUUGCCAUCCUUAUUACUAGACAAGAUAUCUGCAGCGUGCAUGACGCUCCUUGUAGCACUUUGGGCGUGGCGCACGUCGCAGGGAUGUGCAAACCUGACAGGAGCUGUUCCGUCAAUGAGGAUAAUGGCAUCAUGCUAGCACACACCAUCACCCACGAACUGGGACACAAUUUUGGUCUAUACCACGACACGGAAAAAAUCGGAUGUCACCGACGUGAAGGCUCAACGCUGCAUAUCAUGACACCAAUCUUCGAAGCCGACACUCGUCAGGUAGCCUGGUCGCGAUGCAGCAAGCGGGAUGUCACCAACUUCCUAGAUGCUGGUUUAGGAGAAUGUUUGAGUGACAAACCUUCGCAGGAAGAAUAUUACGAAUAUCCGGAAGAUCCUGCCGGUGUAAUGUUCGAUGCAGCGACGCAAUGUCACCUGCAAUUUGGCUCUGAAGCAGUGGUAUGCGCGAAGCCAACAGAACUUUGCGAACACUUGUGGUGCCUAGUCAACGACUCUUGCAAGACCAUGCUGCGACCAGCCGCACCGGGCACAACUUGUGGACCUAAUAUGUGGUGUCAGAACCAGACGUGUGUGGCUCGCACCCCCUCCCCCGCCCCCCGCGACGGUGGCUGGGGCCCGUGGAGCGAGUGGAGCGAGUGUUCCCGCACGUGCGGCGCUGGUGUCUCAACGCAAUCGCGCGAGUGCAACAACCCGCAGCCCUAUAACAAUGGAAACUAUUGCAUAGGAGACAGGAGUCGAUAUAAAAUAUGCAACACAGAUCCAUGCCCCAUUAACGAACCUACAUUUAGAGAAGUGCAGUGCGCGCGAUACAAUAACAAAACAUAUAAGAACAUGACUAUCGCCGAGUGGAUUCCAUACUUUGAUCAAGAUAGACCAUGUGAGUUGAAAUGUACCCCACACGAUGACAACGACUUGGAAAUAGCAGCGGGCUUCGUUAUAGAUGGCACUCCUUGUAGACAAAACCCUGGGGCCAGAGACAUGUGCAUAUCUGGAAUCUGCUACAAAGUGGGCUGCGAUUGGAUCGUAGAUUCAGAGAAGGAAGAUGAUGCAUGUGGGGUAUGUGGGGGUAAUGGCUCUGAUUGCAAAACAGUAAAAGGCAUCUACAACAAGGGCACCACCAGACAAUCUGGACUCAGUGAGGUUGCUGUCAUACCAGCUGGAUCAAGAAACGUAAAGAUUCAAGAAAAAGUCAGUCCUGGUAACUACAUUUCAAUUGGAAGCGCAAAAUCGAGAAAGAUUUAUCUUAGUGGAGCACGAAAUACCGCGCUAACGGAAUAUUUCGUAGCAGGAUCCCAAGCUAUAUACGAACGAGACCGCGAUUGGGAGAAAGUAAGAAUACAAGGUCCCAUCGCUGAGGAUAUUAAAGUUUAUCAACGAAUAUGCCGUGGCCUUCAUCGCAACCCUGGUGUGACGUACCAGUACACGGUGGACCGUGAGCGGCAGCGACAGUUCAGGUAUCGGCUGUCCGAGUGGUCCCCCUGCUCGGUUACCUGCGGCCUUGGCUACAUGCGACGACAACACGAAUGUGUCGAUAAAAAUAACCGGCUGGUGGAGCAAUCACAGUGCUAUCACAUCGAACAACCUCGCCACGAGGCUCUGAUGCAACAGUGCCGCCAGCCCAGCUGCCCACCGCCGUCGACCACACCGUCGACAACUCAGUCAACGAAGACUCCACAGGGACGAGUGUUCUGGCUUACAGGGUCGUGGAAGCCGUGCCCUAAAGUUUGUUACAUGCCGGGCGAAGAAGUAAUGAAACAGCGCGCAGUGUACUGUGUCGACAGAUUAACGAACACUGUUAUACACGAUUUACAUUGUGAUCCGGCAACUAAACCGAAUAACACAGUCAAAUGUAAUGUACCGGCAUGCUAAUAUACCAACGAUGGGAAAAUAUAGUAUUUCUCGUAGUGAAAUUGUGAUUAAAAAAUUAAUUAAUCAUGCGAACAAGGUAUGAAUGAAACAUCAGAAAGAUAGUGAUAGUAAGAAGGUGAGUGCAAUCGUGUAGUUGAGUGAUAAAAAUGUACCUAAGGUGUAAUCGGGUAAUUGUGAUAUUCCAAAAAUUACAAAUACAUCGCUUUAACAACAGAGCUUUACGCCAACCACAACAGAACCUUAGACGCCAUUCUAACACAUUUUCUCGAUAAUAUUGACUUAAAUUGCUACUCAAGUAGUAUUACUGCUCGAAGCCACAUUUCGCAUUUUUUCCAAAAUGACGUAUACACAUUUGAAUUAACCUUAUCUCAAAUGUAGUAAUAGUACCUACCUAUGUGAGAUUGUAUACAAUUAAUAUAAAUUGUUGUAUAAUAUUUUCUUUGAUUAUAUAGAUAGAGUGUCUCUAUACAAAUGCUUCGAGGAAAACGGGUCAACCUUUUCAAAAAAUUUUGCGCGAUAAAUAGUUAUGAAUGUUUCCAAUGUAACUUCUAUAUUUAUUUUGUUUUAUAAUUUUUGCAUCUUUUUAAUGCGUAAAACUCAUUUUAUUUAUUAAAUAGUUAAAUAUAGAUACGUCAAGAUACAUUAUGUGCGUAAGUUAAUUUUAAACCGUGAAUUGAUUUGGCUAAUUAUAUAGUGACAAUUAGCUGACAAAAAGUUAAUCCCUUUUUGACACUCGAUUCUCUAUGUAUAUAAUUUAAGAAUAUUCUAUAUUAUUUGUAUAUAAUUACUAACUAUAAAUAUAAAUAAAAUCCAUGUCAUUCAGAAUUACCGGAACAUAUUACAAAAUUACACUUAUAAUAAAAAAAUACCAAUGCUGAUUGGUUAAUUAUAAUAAUUACCUACUAACGUCUAGUCAAUUUUUCUUAAAGCUUUCGCAAUUACCCGAAUGAACCUUAUAAUUAACAAUUAGCGAGCACAUGCCACCGAUUUGCCUUUUAGGGCGAAAAAACUUGACAAGAGUAGAUUUUAAAAUGUUAUAUGUGCGUAAAUGAGAAACCGAUGAAUUGUUUGUCGAUAGUAUAAAUCGUUAGUGUUUUAAAUAAGCUCUCAGUGAACUGAACAGACGCCGAUGUUGUAAAAUGUAAUUAAAAAAAUUGUUACCCCCCACUAUCAUUGUGCUAUGUGUUCAUAUAGGAGGAUCAAAUAUAUUCAUAUCUAUUUUUUUAUAAUAUUUUGUUUACUAAAUAUAUUUUUUUUAUAAAAGAUAAAGUAUGCUUAAACUGCCAUAUUAAUACUUAAGUUUAGUUUUAACAGUCUCCGCUUAGUAAUAAUAAAUUAAUGCUACUAAGUACAUAGGUAAUUAUUUUUUUUAUUUAUUACAUAUUCUGUAACGUCAGUAUUAAAGUCAUGUACGUAUUUUGUUUUCUCAUGAAUGUGAGCGUAAUUUACGUAGAUUAUUAAUAAAUUUGGACCAAAAAAUUAAAUCAAUUACACAUUGCCAUGAUUAUGUAGUCACAGACAAAUUUAGAUUACUACUAAAUUAAAAUAUUAUUAUAGGCUCUCAAGGUGUUUCUUGAACGGACUAGAUACUUUUAAUUUAGUUACGUUUGUAUAAAUAAACUACUUAACACCAUAAGAAUAAUAUCUGAUACUCAUUAUAGAUAUACGUAUAAGAUGUCUGGAACGGACAAACCAGCCUUCCACAUAUCUCGAUAUACUUGGUAGUUUUGUAUAUAUUUUUUUACUUAUACUAUCUAGGUACUGUGAUCAUUUACUGCCAAUGUCACAUGAAAUUCUAAUGUAUUCUCGUAUUAUAUAUUUACCAACCAAGUACUCUUUAAUGAGAGUUAUUUAAUUUAUUUAACAAAAUUAUUAUUUUGUUAGAGACACCUAUGCACAAUAGUACAUGGGCGAGAACCAAAUUGAAUAGGAUAUAAAAAGAAGUGCAUUUUAAUUGUCGUAAAGAUUGGAAGUUUGUAAUUAGACAAAAUAAAUGUGAGUGUUUAUACUAUAUAAACACGUUUGUAGCAUAUGAUAAAAACUUAUCGAUAGAAAAUUUAUUAGUGUAUUAGACACGAAUUCAUAGGGUUCCGCAACCUAUUAUCCAAUACCACUUGUAGGUUGGCAGGUAGCUACCAAUUUAAAUUGUCAACUGACUUAAUUUAAUUUAUGGGUAUAAUCUUGGAUUAAUUUCUUUUAAUUAACACUACCUUUUCAAGAACAUCAAUGAUAGGAUUCUAGCAAUUUAGAAAAUUGUUUGUAUUUUGACAGAUGUGUAAUGAAGAAGUUUCACCGUAAAUAGGUACAUAUACAUACAUGAACAGCACAAAAAAAUAUCGUAAUUUAUGUAAAUAUUAGAAACUGCGUGCUGAUUAAGGUCUUCAAGUAGAUGUGUCACGCUUAUCUUUUUUCUCGAAAUAUGAGAUUAAUGUUAAUCUGGUAUACUAGAAAGAAAAAGAGAAAGUAUUUUUAUGUAAGUAAACUUAGAUUUAAGCAUUUCUGAAUAAUCGUUGUUUCAUUAUUUCAUUUCCCAUUCAGAAUGAAACAUCAGGCAAGAAACUGAGGUGUUGUUUUUUUUUUUUUAAUAAAAUAUAUGUAUAAAAAAAAUAAAUCAAAUCAGUCCAUAUAGGCAGCGUCCGUCACGAGUAUAAUGAAGAGUCAGCCAUCAUUGCGUUAAAUCGUACUUUAGGAAACUAGGGUAUGAGUUUACCAUGUUACAUUAGACUAAGAAAAACAUCAUCAUCAGUACAUUUAUUAAAAAUAUCAGCUAGAUAUAGAACAAUAGGGUUAAUGAAUGUAGCAAUAACACUGGCAGGUAGGUAUGCCCCAAUAAACUUCCGUAUUUUUUUAAUUCGUCUAAAGGUUUUUAUUAUUGUGAAUAGGAAUAAUAUAUUCAAAUUUAAACUGAUUUCGCCACUUUUGUAAAUGACAUCAAAGACGAUGUAAUUUCAAUCGAAAUAUGGACAAAGUAUUUUCCAAAAAUAUCUACUAUAUCACGCGUUGAUGUUAUUAGAUUAUUAUUAUGAUUGUAUGUAAAAUCCUUACAGCUAGUUUUACUUUUUCCAGUUACUCUGUUUAUAGUAUCCCAUACAGUUUUAAUUUUAUUUUGAUAUUCUUUAAUUUCUUUAUAUAGACAAUUAUAGACUAGAUUUAGUGAAACAUCAUAAAGGUACCAACUCUGUGAUGUGAUAUAAUCAUGGAGUAUUUCUGUCGUAGGAACUUCGAAUGACGCCCUAUUUGCUCAUUAUACAAGCACCUGACUGUAGAUAUAAGGAAUCAAAAACAUAAGCACAUAAUAUGAAUAAAAUCUUAACCAUUUGUAGUCGUGGUGAAACUGUAAUAUACAGGCAAAUAGCCAAGUUAGUUCACGCAUAAAGUAACUACGGAACCCUAUUGAUACAUCUACUUAACAAAAAUAUUGACAAAGACAACGCACAUGUUAAAGUUGCUAGUCUUUAAGCAUAUUUUUUUUUUUUUACCUAAUAAUAUAACGUGGAUGAAUACUGUUUUUCAGAAAUUAACACAGAAAAAGUUUAUAUAUAUACAUAUGUAUGUAUAUGCAUUUUGAGUUUGAGUGUGAAAAAAGCAACCUAGUCUACCUUUUUCAAUUUUUGUAGAUUAAUUUGUUAAAUGUGAUGCAUUAUUAAAGAUCUGUUUAGAUUUACUUUAUAUGUACUCAAUCGUGUAAUUUUAACAAUAGGUAUCAUUAACAAAUAAUGAGUAAAGAAAGCCACUUAAAACUAGAUAUUUUUAUUUAUUAAAAAUUUAAAAGCUAGUGGUAAUUGUCUUAUGUAAACGUAAUUAAGUAACAUCAGAAUCGCUUUCAUUUGAGGCAAUGCGGAAUCCUGUUAUUAGUUAAAUAUUAUAAUACCUAUAUUAAAAUUUAACCUAUUACUAUACCUAGUUGUAAUAAUAUGUACAGAAUAUUUUUAAACUAAUAAUAAUAAUUCCCUUUUAAGUAAUUAGAUUUUAAAUAAAAUAUCAUAUUGAUGUUUUAAAUAAGUAUAAUAGGCAUGUAUGUAAUUUAGAUAUGAAAUUAAAACGAAUUUUGUUUUUAA